ACCCGGCGGCGUUGCGGCUCCGCUCGCUCCUGCGCCGCCACCCUCCGCCGCCGCCGCCAGCCGGGCCCGUCCGCGCCCGCCCGGUGCCCGCGCCGCCGCCCGCAUGGCGCUCCGCGGCUUCUGCAGCGCCGACGGCUCCGACCCGCUCUGGGACUGGAACGUCACCUGGCACACCAGCAACCCCGACUUCCCCAGGUGCUUCCAGAGCACCGUCCUGCUGUGGCUGCCGUGCCUCUACCUCUGGGCCUCCUUCCCCCUCUACUUCCUCUGCCUCUCCCGACAUGACCGGGGCUACAUCCAGAUGACACCCCUCAACAAAGCCAAAACCGCCUUGGGGUUCUUGCUGUGGAUCGUCUGCUGGGCGGACCUCUUCUACUCUUUCUGGGAAAGAAGUCGGGGUAUCUUCCUGGCCCCAGUGCUGCUGGUCAGCCCGACCCUCCUGGGCAUCACCAUGCUGCUUGCGACCUUUCUAAUCCAGCUGGAGAGGAGGAAAGGCGUUCAGUCCUCGGGGAUCAUGCUCACCUUCUGGCUCCUAGCCCUCCUGUGCGCCCUCGUCAUCUUGAGAUCCAAGAUCAUGAACGCCUUAAGAGAGGACGCGCAGGUGGACCGGUUCCGCGACACGACCUUCUACAUCUACUCCACCCUCGUGCUGGUCCAGCUCGUGCUGUCCUGCUUCUCAGACCGCCCGCCCCUGUUCUCCGAGACCAUCAACGACCCGAAUCCUUGCCCGGAAUCCAGCGCCUCCUUCCUGUCCAGGAUCACCUUCUGGUGGAUCACAGGGUUGAUGAUCCGGGGCUACCGCCAACCCCUAGAGGCCAGUGACCUCUGGUCCCUGAACAAGGAGGAUACGUCCGCUCAAGUUGUGCCUGUGCUGGUGAAGAACUGGAGGAAGGAGUUUGCCAGGUCCCGGAAGCAGCCGGUGAGGGUCACGUACUCCUCCACCAAGGACCCCGCCAAGGCCAGGGGCAGCUCCCAGGUGGACGUGAGCGAGGAGGCAGAGGCCCUGAUCGUCAAGUCCCCGCAGAAGGAGCGGGACCCCUCCCUGUUCAAGGUGCUGUACAAGACCUUCGGGCCCUACUUCCUCAUGAGCUUCUUGUUUAAGGCCAUCCACGACCUGAUGAUGUUCGCCGGCCCCGAGAUCUUGAAGCUGCUCAUCAGGUUCGUGAACGACGCGCAGGCCCCCGACUGGCAGGGCUACUUCUACACGGUGCUGCUGUUCGUGAGCGCCUGCCUGCAGACGCUGGUGCUGCACCAGUACUUCCACAUCUGCUUCGUCAGCGGCAUGAGGAUCAAGACCGCCGUCAUCGGCGCCGUCUACCGCAAGGCCCUGGUGAUCACCAACUCGGCCAGGAAGUCCUCCACCGUCGGGGAGAUCGUCAACCUCAUGUCCGUGGACGCCCAGAGGUUCAUGGACCUGGCCACGUACAUCAACAUGAUCUGGUCGGCCCCGCUGCAGGUCGUGCUGGCCCUCUACCUCCUCUGGCUGAACCUGGGCCCCUCUAUCUUCGCCGGGGUGGCUGUGAUGAUUCUCAUGGUGCCCUUCAACGCAGUGAUGGCAAUGAAGACCAAGACCUACCAGGUGGCCCACAUGAAGAGCAAGGACAACCGGAUCAAGCUGAUGAACGAGAUCCUCAACGGCAUCAAGGUGCUGAAGCUCUACGCCUGGGAGCUGGCCUUCAAGGACAAGGUGAUGGCCAUCCGGCAGGAGGAGCUGAAGGUGCUGAAGAAGUCUGCCUACCUGGCGGCCGUGGGGACCUUCACCUGGGUCUGCACACCUUUCCUGGUGGCCCUGUCGACCUUUGCUGUCUACGUGACGGUGGACAAGAGCAACGUCCUGGACGCCCAGAAAGCCUUCGUGUCCCUGGCGCUGUUCAACAUCCUCCGCUUCCCUCUGAACAUCCUCCCCAUGGUGAUCAGCAGCAUCGUGCAGGCGAGCGUCUCCCUCAAACGCCUGAGGAUCUUCCUCUCCCACGAGGAGCUGGAGCCCGGCAGUAUCCAGCGGAGGCCCGUCAAGGACGGCGGGGGGACGAACAGCAUCACCGUGAAGAACGCCACGUUCACGUGGGCCAGGGGCGAGCCCGCCACGCUGAACAGCAUCUCCUUCUCCAUCCCGGAAGGCGCCCUGGUGGCUGUGGUGGGCCAGGUGGGCUGUGGGAAGUCCUCCCUGCUCUCGGCGCUCCUGGCGGAGAUGGACAAGGUGGAGGGCCACGUGGCUCUGAAGGGCUCCGUGGCCUACGUCCCGCAGCAGGCCUGGAUCCAGAACCAUUCCCUCCGCGAGAACAUCCUCUUCGGGCGUCCGCUGCGCGAGCGCUACUACAAGGCCGUGGUGGAGGCCUGCGCCCUCCUCUCGGACCUGGAGAUCCUGCCCAGCGGGGACCGGACGGAGAUUGGCGAGAAGGGCGUAAACCUGUCCGGUGGCCAGAAGCAGCGCGUGAGCCUGGCCCGGGCCGUGUACGGCGACUCCGACAUCUACCUCCUCGACGACCCCCUCUCGGCCGUGGACGCGCACGUGGGGAAGCACAUCUUUGACAACGUGGUCGGCCCCAAGGGGAUGCUGAAGGGCAAGACGCGGCUCCUGGUCACGCACAGCGUCAGCUACCUGCCGCAGGUGGACGUCAUCAUCGUCAUGAGCGGGGGCAAGGUCUCCGAGAUGGGCUCCUACCAGGAGCUGCUGGCGCGGGAUGGGGCCUUCGCCGAGUUCCUGCGCACCUACGCCAGCGCCGAGCAGGAGCAGGCCGCGGAGGACGACAGGCUGACAGGCCUCGCUGGCCCCGGGGGUCCCGGGAAGGAGGCGAAGCACAUGGAGAACGGCGUCCUGGUGACCGCGGCGGGGAAGCCGCUGCAGAGGCAGCUGAGCAGCUCCUCCUCCCGCAGCGGGGACGUGAGCCGGCAGCAGGCCAGCACCGCCGAGCUGCAGCAGGCCGGCGCCAAGGAGGAGACCUGGAAGCUGGUGGAGGCAGACAAGGCCCAGACGGGGCAGGUGAAGCUGUCCGUGUACUGGGACUACAUGAAGGCCAUCGGGCUCUUCCUGUCCUUCCUGAGCAUCUUCCUCUUCCUGUGCAACCACGUGUCCGCCCUGGCUUCCAACUACUGGCUCAGUCUCUGGACGGACGACCCCAUUGUCAACGGGACCCAGGAGCACACCAACGUCCGGCUGAGCGUCUACGGGGCCCUGGGCAUCUCUCAAGGCAUCACCGUGUUCGGCUACUCCAUGACCGUGUCCAUCGGGGGCAUCUUCGCCUCGCGCCGCCUGCACCUGGAUCUGCUGCACAACGUCCUGCGGUCGCCCAUGAGCUUCUUCGAGCGCACGCCCAGCGGGAACCUGGUGAACCGCUUCUCCAAGGAGCUGGACACGGUGGACUCCAUGAUCCCGCAGGUCAUCAAGAUGUUCAUGGGCUCGCUGUUCAACGUCAUCGGCGCCUGCAUCAUCAUCCUGCUGGCCACGCCCAUCGCCGCCGUCAUCAUCCCGCCCCUGGGCCUCAUCUACUUCUUCGUGCAGAGGUUCUACGUGGCCUCCUCCCGGCAGCUGAAGCGCCUCGAGUCGGUCAGCCGCUCCCCCGUCUACUCGCACUUCAACGAGACCUUGCUGGGGGUCAGCGUGAUCCGGGCCUUUGAGGAGCAGGAGCGGUUCAUCCACCAGAGUGACCUGAAGGUGGACGAGAACCAGAAGGCCUACUACCCCAGCAUCGUGGCCAACAGGUGGCUGGCUGUGAGGCUGGAGUGUGUGGGCAACUGCAUCGUCCUUUUUGCCUCCCUGUUCGCGGUCAUCUCCCGGCACAGCCUCAGCGCUGGCCUGGUGGGCCUCUCGGUGUCCUACUCGUUGCAGGUCACCACGUACUUGAACUGGCUGGUCCGGAUGUCGUCCGAAAUGGAGACCAACAUCGUGGCAGUGGAGAGACUCAAGGAGUACUCGGAAACCGAGAAGGAGGCUCCCUGGCAAAUCCCGGAGACGGCGCCACCCAGCACCUGGCCCCACGAGGGCCGAGUGGAGUUCCGGGACUACGGGCUGCGGUACCGAGAGGACCUGGACUUGGUUCUCAAGCACAUCAACGUCACCAUCCACGGGGGAGAGAAGGUCGGCAUCGUGGGGCGCACCGGAGCCGGGAAGUCGUCUCUCACACUGGGCUUGUUCCGGAUCAACGAGUCUGCGGAGGGAGAGAUCAUCGUCGACGGCGUCAGCAUCGCCAAGAUUGGCCUUCACGACCUCCGCUGCAAGAUCACCAUCAUCCCCCAGGACCCCGUCUUGUUCUCGGGUUCCCUGCGCAUGAACCUGGACCCGUUCAGCCGGUACUCGGACGAGGACGUGUGGACGGCCCUGGAGCUGGCCCACCUGAAGAGCUUCGUGUCCGGCCUUCCCGACAAGCUGAACCACGAGUGUGCGGAAGGCGGGGAGAACCUGAGCGUGGGGCAGCGACAGCUGGUGUGCCUGGCCCGGGCUCUGCUGAGGAAGACAAAGAUCCUCGUGUUGGAUGAGGCCACGGCGGCCGUGGACCUGGAAACGGACGACCUCAUCCAGUCCACCAUCCGGACGCAGUUCGAUGACUGCACGGUCCUCACCAUCGCCCACCGGCUCAACACCAUCAUGGACUACACCAGGGUGAUUGUCCUGGACAGAGGAGAGAUGCGGGAGUGUGGCGCCCCCUCUGACCUCCUGCAGCAGCGAGGGCUCUUCUACAGCAUGGCCAGAGACGCCGGCUUGGUGUGA
Molecule: messenger RNA, 4705 nt
Organism: Sciurus carolinensis (gray squirrel)
Lineage: Eukaryota; Metazoa; Chordata; Mammalia; Rodentia; Sciuridae
Gene: Abcc1
Product: ATP binding cassette subfamily C member 1
Exons: 31
Coding region: 104-4705 (1533 amino acids)
Biological process (GO): glutathione transmembrane transport; xenobiotic transport
Cellular component (GO): basolateral plasma membrane
Molecular function (GO): ATP binding; glutathione transmembrane transporter activity; ATP hydrolysis activity
Source: RefSeq, a predicted model, not a curated record